Molecule: messenger RNA, 1859 nt
Organism: Mollisia scopiformis
Lineage: Eukaryota; Fungi; Ascomycota; Leotiomycetes; Helotiales; Mollisiaceae
Product: tRNA guanosine-2'-O-methyltransferase
Exons: 4
Coding region: 111-1433 (440 amino acids)
Biological process (GO): methylation
Cellular component (GO): cytoplasm
Molecular function (GO): nucleic acid binding
Source: RefSeq, a predicted model, not a curated record
UCUACCUUUCGAUUUGAUAUGAGUCAAGAAUAACGUGGAUUUCUUACGGGCGAACUUCAAAUUCAUGGAUCGUAGGACCCCCUCGAGAAAAUAUUUUCCCAAAGAGCGCGAUGGAGUAUUUGAUCAGGUUCACUCAAGUUCAUGAGACCUUUCGCCUGGCAGAAAUUAAAGCCCUAGCGGUUUUGGAGAAUAUUGACUUAGAAGUACUCUCAUAUAGUCCAACUUCCCCAUUUUGCAUUGCCAAAUUCCCGUCCGAGGCAGCUGCCAUCAGAUUGGUUGGACGAAGCAUUCUCGCAAAAUCUAUUUUUGAACUUUGGGGACAAGGAACCAACUAUGAGGAAGUCCACGAAAAUGUUCUGAAGACCUCUGGACAUCUGUGGCACAUCUACAAAGAUGUCUCUUUCAAGUUCUCCUUCGACCCUUUUCAAGGCUCACGUUCUAUACCUGAGCAGCGGAAGCUAAUCGAAGGGUUUCAGUUCCUUGGAUUUGACGGUCCCAUCAAAAUGAAAGGCGCAGAGGAGGAUUUCUGCAUCUGUGAAGAAUGGCAAUUUGAUGCUGUUGGCCUAGGUAUCACCAAGCCAGAGUCAAUCUAUCUAGGACGCUACAUUGGCGGAAGUGAGCGGGACAUCAUCGGAAAAUAUGACUUGAAGAAGCGGAAAUAUAUCUGCACUACAUCCAUGGAUGCAGAACUUGCUCUCAUAACUGCAAAUAUCACUCUAGCAGCGCCCGGCAAGCUUUUCUAUGAUCCAUUCGUUGGCUCGGGCAGCUUUCCACUUGCUGCUGCGCACUUUGGCGCUCUCGCAUUCGGAAGUGAUAUUGAUGGAAGAAGUAUCAGAGGAAGGGGCAAGACAAGCUUGUUAACCAACUUUGUCCAAUAUAGUCUCACGAAUCAAUUCGGAGAUAGCUUUGUUGCGGACUUGACAAAUACCCCACUGCGAUCAGCUAGAAUAUUUGACGGCAUAGUCUGCGAUCCUCCAUAUGGAGUACGAGAAGGGCUCAAGGUUUUGGGAAGUAGAGAUCCUACCAAGGGUAAAGAACCUGUGUACCGGAACGGAAGAGCUCAUCAUGAAGAAGACAGUUACAUCCCUCCCAAGCGACCAUAUAGCUUUCUGGCUAUGCUGGAUGAUAUCCUUGACUUCACAGCUGUUUCGCUUGUUGAUAAUGGACGUUUGUCAUUCUGGCUGCCAACCGCCAAUGAUGAAGACCAGGAGGUCCAAAUUCCUCAGCAUCCAUGUCUUCAGAUCACGAGUGUUUGCACUCAAAGUUUCAAUAGAUGGUCUCGGAGAUUGAUUACUUAUCGAAGGAUACCGGAUGCUGAAGUCAUCGAGGGCGUUGUUCGAAAAGAAAGAACUGCGGAAAAUGGCGUCAACGCUGACGACUUGAACCCUUUCAGGAAGGGAUACUUUAAGGGGUUCAAUCCAAUCUUGAAGUGAACUGGCAAGUCAGUACCUACAGGAGGUCAAGGUGCCUAUGUCUUGCGCUCUAUCUUGGUCUAGAUAAACCGCCAAGCAUCGCUUCAUGAGCAUUCAUCGCUGGUACUCGAUAUUCGAGCAGGAACAACAACGUUCCGUCUUCAAGAUCAUCUUGCACUUGUGUCGUCACAAAAACAUUGCGACCAAGUUGCUGCUAAAUCAAUCAUGGAGAGAAGAUCUUCCAGAGGUACUGCAUAUGUCCCGGGCUCCAUUCUACCGCUUCCUGAAGCCGCAUAUCCUUGAAGGAGGAUGGUCCUUUUUGUGUAUAGUUGGGGAAGGGAGAGGCAAGACGAGGGUAUCGAAAAUUGAGCAGGUUAUAGCCACAAAUGUAACGCAUUCUGCCGCUGGAAGAUAUGACACUCAAAUCACCCAAGAUGAAGCUUGUCU